GUCAGACACUGACAGCUCUUUGCGUAUCCAUCAUGCAUGAGAACCUCAAACUCAAACCUGCCGUCAAUUACAACCUUCACCCAUUUUUCUGUGAUCCUUGCUUUUCUUCAGCUCUAUCCAACCUCACAGACAAUGACACCACCCCUUUAAUAUUCAUCCUAAUUUCUACUAUAUAUUAUUAUUCAAUAUUAUUAUUGUCUGCAAACCUAUAUAUUAUUAUUCAAUAUUCAUGACCCUUUUCUGAAAUUUGCAUAAAAAAUGUCCAUGAUUGUUGAUUUCUCCUAAAGUUAAGAUUUUGAUGUUGGAUUCUUCGCUGUGCCACUACCAAACCAGAUAAUCACAAAGGGAUUGCCCAUGAUUUAGAAUUGCUUGUUAAGAGAAAAAAUCAAAUUGGGUACGAACAAAAUUUCUUGUGUGGAAUUUUGGUGAGUGAUGCAGAGUGAAGAAGGUGGUUGUGGAAAUGGCGAAUCUGGUUCCUGGUGUGCUUCUGAAGCUGUUACAGCACAUGAAUACAGAUGUGAAGGUUGGAGGGGAGCAUAGAUCAUCACUGUUGCAAGUUGUGAGCAUUGUUCCUGCGCUUGCAGGUGGAGAAUUGUUUCCGAAUCAAGGGUUUUAUCUGAAGGUUUCAGAUUCGUCUCAUGCUACGUAUGUUUCUCUGCCUGAUGAAGAUGAUGAUCUUAUUUUGAGUGAUAAGAUUCAGCUGGGGCAGUUUGUGUUUGUGGAUCGCGUCGAGGCGGCUUCGCCGGUUCCGAUUUUGAGAGGGGUUAGGCCUGUUCCGGGGAGGCAUCCUUGUGUAGGAACACCUGAAGAUAUUGUUGCCACUCAUCCACUUGCAUUUCUGAAUAAUGGUGGUGGUUCUUCUGGGGAGAAGGUGAAGGAGAAGGAGAAGGAGAGGAGAGUGAGAUCAAAUGGGGUUGGUAGUGGUGGUGGUGGUGGUGGUGGUGGUGGUAUGGGAGAAGGAUCAGAGAAGAAGAGUGGUCUUCUUGGUAGGUUUAAAUCACAGGCUCAGCCAACAAAGCCAGCAGCACUGAAGAUUGAUGUGAAGAAGGAACCGUUGCCUCGGAUGAAGUCUAUGAAUUCAAGGUCGAUUCCUUCGUCGCCGAGUAGUUGCUACUCGUUGCCGACUUCUUUUGAGAAAUUUGCCAAUGGGGUGAAGCAGCAGCAGGCAAAGGUUAGUGGUAAGAGGGUGGAGAAGGUCACUGCAAAUGUGGGAGUGGUGGAGACAGGAAAAGGUGGUUCUUCUGGGAAGAAAAUGGUGGUGGGGAAUCCAAUCAGAAAUUGGAUGCAGGGUAUUGACCUUGGGGCUAAGGUUCUGCGGAAGAGCUGGGAAGGGAAUAUGGAGGUCAAGACUAGAGAGUCUCCCAGAGCUAGGGGUGCUGCCAAGGUUGAUCCUAAGCCUGAAGUUCGUAGCUCGACUCCUAGGAGAAGCUUCUCGAAUGGGAAGUUGCCAUCUAAAGAAGUCCAAGCACCAACAAAGUCUUCCAAGGACGAACAUAAGACUCAGAUGUCUAUAAAGAAGGCUACUGCUAAUGGAACUUUGGAGGAACAAGAAAAGUCAAGUAAACAAAGAACUUCCAUUGGAAAGAAAUCAGCAGAAGUUGCUAACCACGGACUCCCCGGAAACUUGGUCAAAGUUUCUCUCAAUAGUAGAAAAGUGACAGAUGCAAGUGUUCAAUGGGCUUCACUCCCCUCAUCUAUUUCAAAGAUUGGAAGGGAAGUUAUGAGGCACAGAGAUGCGGCACAGAUAGCAGCAAAUGAGGCUAUGCAAGAGGCUGCCGCCGCUGAGAGUUUGCUGCAAUGUCUAAGUAAGUAUUCGGAGUUAACAAAUUCUGCGAAGGAAGAGAACCCCCAGCCAGCAGUAGAGCAGUUUUUAACUCUUCAUGCUAGCCUAAACAGUACCCUGAUGAUUGCUGAAUCAUUAUCUAAACCCAUUCCAGAUGGUUCAUCUCCAGAUUAUGAAAGGAGCAAAUUGGAAGAAGCACUGAAACUAAAAUCAGAAAGACAAAAACACGCAUCUUCAUGGGUCCAAGCAGCAUUGGCCACGAAUCUUUCAUCCUUCGCUGUUUUCACAAGAGAACCUCAAUCAUCCAAGCUUCCAGCUUCAAGUAAUUCUCAAAAUCAGAAGACUCUCAUGGGAAAUCAGCCCAUGUUAGUACUACACAAUUCUUCAAGUGAAGAUUCUUCAUCAAAAGUUCCUGGGAAAACUCGUCAACCACUUUAUUCCAAGCACGCCUCACAAGGAGCUACUCGCAAACCUGGUGAUGGGUCAGCAAACAGGCACAAGCAGCUAGUCCAACCACCGCUCCCGGAGUGGGUUAGGGGAAAUGGCCUCGAUGAGGUGGUUAAUUUGGCUGAAAUGUUGCAAUUACAGUCCCGAGACUGGUUCGUAGGAUUCGUUGAGAGGUUCUUGGACAUUGACGGGGACAAUACCUUGUCAGAUAAUGGCCAAAUUGCAGGUAUGCUCUCUCAGCUGAAGAGUGUAAAUGAUUGGUUAGAUGAGAUAGGGUCGAGCAGGGACGAGGAAGACGAGGGAGAAUCAUGCCAGAUUCCAGCAGAGACGAUUGACCGACUAAGGAAGAAGAUAUACGAAUAUCUUCUUACUCAUGUUGAGUCUGCUGCUGCUGCACUCAGUGGUGGACCACAAUCAUCAUCAACUCCGAUCCAAACAACACAGAUUAAAGGCAAAAGGUGAAUGAAUGAGUACAUAGCUUAGCUUAACAAUUGCAUAAGUAGGGUAGAGUGGGACUAACCUUGGUCACUCAAAGUUGUCCAAAAAUCAAGAUCCCCUCAAAAAGAUCAUUUUUUCCCUCUUUCUAAUCUGUUUGUACAUAAAUCCUACAUGGGGUUUGAGGUAUAGAUGGUGGAGUGCUAAUUAUUUAUUAGAGGGACAAUGGAGAUAGCAAAUGUGAUUUGUGAAGAUAUUUUCUUUCUUUGAUUUUUCUUGAUAUUGUUCAAAUGAAAUCAUACAAAUUAAAACGGUGGAAGAUAUCAGUAGAAACUUUUCCAA
Lotus japonicus is the source of this 3007-nucleotide messenger RNA. RefSeq lists its product as uncharacterized. The coding region runs from base 461 to 2692 and encodes 743 amino acids. The record is from RefSeq and is a predicted model, not a curated record. Lineage: Eukaryota; Viridiplantae; Streptophyta; Magnoliopsida; Fabales; Fabaceae. The transcript is spliced from 5 exons.